GUUACAGAACCGAGGACUGAGUGAGGAGACUGCGUAUCGCUAUUGCUCCGCACAUACAGCCAUUGCAGUACAUUGAGAUAGAGCGACAGCCUUUGGAACACUUGUCAAGAUGGGUAAGGAUCCUACUAAGCCCAGGGGCAAGAUGUCUUCCUAUGCCUACUUUGUGCAAACUUGUCGGGAAGAGCAUAAGAAGAAACACCCAGAAGCCUCUGUCAACUUCUCGGAAUUCUCCAAGAAGUGUUCGGAAAGAUGGAAGACUAUGUCUGCCAAAGAAAAGGGCAAGUUUGAAGAUCUGGCUAAGCUGGACAAGGCACGUUAUGAGAGGGAGAUGAAGAACUACAUCCCACCAAAGGGUGAGAAGAAGAAGAAGAGGUUUAAGGAUCCAAAUGCUCCCAAAAGACCCCCGUCUGCUUUCUUCAUAUUCUGCGCUGAAUUCCGCCCGAAAGUCAAGGAAGAGACCCCUGGCAUGUCCAUCGGUGAUGUGGCCAAGAAACUUGGUGAGAUGUGGAACAGCACCUCAUCGGAGGACAAGCAGCCGUAUGAGAAGAAGGCUGCCAAGCUGAAGGAGAAGUAUGAGAAGGACAUUGCUGCCUACCGUGCUAAGGGCAAGCCUGAUGGUGGGCCCAAGAAGGCACCUGCCAAGCCGGAAAAGGCCAAGAAGAAGAAGAAGGACGACGAUGAUGACGACGAUGAUGAUGAUGACGACGAUGACGACGAUGAGGAGGACGAGGACGAUGAGGAAGAUGACGAUGAAUAAAUCAGUUACACCUAGAGCUUAAAUUUCUUGUUUAUAAAGCAUUUAACCCCCCCUGUACACAAUUCACAAAAAAGACAAACAAAAAGAAAGGCUGUGUAUAUGAUAUGUUUUUAAGCUGUACAGUUGUUUUUCUUUCUUUUCUCUUGCUCUCUCUCCUUCUCCUUUUGUAUAGUUAACACUACAAAGUGUCAUCUGUGUUUGUUUUCAUUAACUUCUGUGGUCCUUCUGAGCCACUAUCCUGCCCUGGUACAGUUAAAGGGGGUUGUAAAACAGCUUGGAGGCAGUGAAUUUCUUAGUGGUGCACAGCACACAUUGUAGUUCUGUGAGCUAGUAGUUCUCUUUUCCCGAUGUAUUUGCGUGUUUAUUUUUUUAUUAUGUAUUAUUUUGAAAUUUUUGCCGUAUUAUAAGUUUCUUUUACUGUACUUUGAAUACCACUCUGUAAGCGCAAGAAUAAUAAAAAAAAAAUUGACGCUGUUUUUGUUGAAAUUCUGAAAUGCUUCUGAAGUAAAUAAACCCUUUUUAUAAAAA
Messenger RNA from Scleropages formosus (Asian bonytongue), 1285 nucleotides. RefSeq names its product high mobility group box 1a (gene hmgb1a). Gene Ontology annotation, molecular function: DNA binding. NCBI's taxonomy places the organism in Eukaryota, Metazoa, Chordata, Actinopteri, Osteoglossiformes, Osteoglossidae. The record is from RefSeq and is a predicted model, not a curated record. The coding region runs from base 110 to 757 and encodes 215 amino acids. The transcript has 5 exons. Gene Ontology annotation, cellular component: nucleus. Gene Ontology annotation, biological process: regulation of transcription by RNA polymerase II.